This is a messenger RNA of Dalotia coriaria, 2576 nucleotides long. RefSeq names its product Cytochrome P450 reductase (gene Cpr). The transcript is spliced from 7 exons. Gene Ontology annotation, molecular function: FMN binding; NADPH-hemoprotein reductase activity; flavin adenine dinucleotide binding. The record is from RefSeq and is a predicted model, not a curated record. NCBI's taxonomy places the organism in Eukaryota, Metazoa, Arthropoda, Insecta, Coleoptera, Staphylinidae. Gene Ontology annotation, cellular component: cytosol. Gene Ontology annotation, biological process: response to hormone. Bases 175 to 2280 code for a protein of 701 amino acids.
ACGGCGUGCAGUGCUCGUGUAAGGAUCUUUAAGCCUGUCAGCAGGCAUUAAAGUACUUUCACACAUUAUAACAUAAAACUUCGGUGAUAACAAAAGUGUACCGUGGAUAUUUAUUUUUAAAUUAAAUAUUUUAAGUUGGAAAUUCAAGUAUUACAUUUUAUAAGCAAGUUUAAAAUGGCAUCAACUUUAAAGAGAUCCACGUUGUUUAUCAGCGGUUAUUAUUUAUUGAAUAACAUAAUGGAGGCCGAAGCUGAAUUGGGCACCGAACAAAUGGCACAGGAGGUGGUUGCUGAACCACUCUUCAGCACAUUUGACCUAAUCCUCCUCGCCAUUUUAAUUUGCAUCGCCACGUGGUAUUUUACCCGAGACAAAAAGAAGCCUGCUGCCACCAGCAAUGGCAAAUCCUAUUCAAUUCAGCCCACAACGAUGACACUGCAAACGUCAACUGAUAAUUCUUUCAUCAAGAAGCUAAAAUCUUCCGGACGUUCGUUGGUUGUUUUCUACGGAAGUCAAACUGGUACCGGAGAGGAAUUUGCUGGACGUUUAGCUAAGGAAGGGAUGAGAUAUCGUAUGAAGGGUAUGGUUGCUGAUCCAGAAGAAUGUGAUAUGGAAGAAUUGGUUAGUCUGAAAACCAUCCCCAACUCACUGGCGGUGUUCUGCCUCGCCACGUACGGCGAAGGAGAUCCCACCGACAAUGCGAUGGAGUUCUACGAAUGGCUGCAAAAUGGCGACGCUGAUCUUACCGGUCUUAAUUACGCCGUUUUCGGCCUGGGAAAUAAAACCUAUGAGCACUACAACGAAGUAGCGACCUAUGUGGAUAAACGCCUGGCUGAUCUCGGAGCGACACGUGUCUACGACCUUGGACUCGGUGACGACGACGCCAAUAUUGAAGAUGAUUUCAUUACCUGGAAGGACAAAUUCUGGCCAGCAGUGUGCGAACACUACGGUAUUGAGUCCACCGGUGAAGAUGUCAGCGUCAGACAGUACCGUCUGCAGGAAUUCAAGGAUGAAGUUCCCGAAAGGCUCUUCACUGGCGAGAUGGCUAGAUUACACUCCAUUCAAAACCAGAGACCACCUUACGAUGCAAAGAAUCCCUUCUUGGCCAAGAUCAAGGUAAACCGUGAGUUGCACAAGGGUGGUGACCGCUCCUGCAUGCACAUCGAGUUAGACAUCGAUGGUUCCAAGAUGCGUUACGACGCUGGCGACCAUCUCGCCAUCUAUCCCAUCAACGACACCGAACAGGUUGAGAAAAUCGGCAAACUCACAAAGACUAAUCUGGACACUAUCUUUACAUUGAUCAACACUGACGAGGAGUCCUCCAAGAAACACCCCUUCCCAUGCCCGUGCACCUACCGCACUGCGCUUACACAUUACUUGGACAUCACCAUGAAUCCACGUACGCACGUCCUGAAGGAACUCAGCGAGUACGCUACUGACCCGAAAGAGAAGGAACUCUUGAAAUCAAUGGCGUCUACUUCGCCCGAAGGCAAGACUAAGUACCAGGAAUGGAUCAUCCACGACAAUCGUAACAUCGUGCAAGUACUAGAAGACCUCCCAUCGUGCAAUCCACCCUUGGACCAUCUCUGCGAGUUGUUGCCACGUCUUCAACCACGAUACUAUUCCAUCUCUUCCAGUCCCAAGUUGUAUCCCACUACGGUGCAUAUUACUGCAGUGCUGGUCGAGUACAAAACACCAACUGGUCGUACCAACAAGGGUGUGACCACUACUUGGUUGAAGGGAAAACAGCCCAGUGGUGAUGAUUGUCCUACUGUACCAAUCUUCAUUCGCAAGUCGCAGUUCCGCCUGCCGACUAAACCACAAACGCCUGUUAUCAUGAUUGGCCCUGGUACCGGAUACGCUCCAUUCCGAGGAUUCAUUCAGGACAGGAAACACACAAGAGACGAGGCGAAACAAGUAGGUGAUACCAUCUUGUACUACGGUUGUCGUAAACGCAGCGAGGAUUUCAUUUACGAAGAGGAGUUGGUUGACUACGAACGCGAGGGCGUUAUCAAAAUGCACGCGGCGUUCAGUCGCGAUCAGGCUGAGAAGGUAUAUGUGACGCAUUUGCUUGCAAAGAAUGAGGACGAAAUUUGGAAGGUAAUCGGAGAGAACAACGGACACGUGUAUAUCUGCGGUGACGCGAAAGCAAUGGCUACCGACGUACGUACCAUCCUCCAAAAUAUCAUCAAGACAAAGGGCCAGAUGACCGAAGAGGCGGCCGUGGCGUACCUCAAAAAGAUGGAGACACAGAAGCGGCUGUCCGCCGACGUCUGGAGCUAGACUAGAGAAGAGCGUGACUAAGAUAAUAUUCAAUUUUACAUCCACCUUUCAAUGAUUCAUCAAUGGUGACAAUUGGCCGCAUGCGCGGCUUUUAACGCGCAUGCGUUGUUCUUCUUUUGUACUAUCCCGUCUAUAGAUAUACCUACAUCUAAGUAAUUGUUAUUAUGUUAUUAUAUGUAAUUAUUGUUUCUUUUUUUGGGGGGCACCUUGAACACUGCGAGAAAAAAACACAUGUUAAAGACAACACUACAAAGGGGCCAAGUAAAAACAAUACAUACAAGGCGUUUAUAUAGAAA